AAAUAGCGCUGUGUGUUCAGAUCAUCAGCAAACCUCCUCUCAAACCGAACGUCUCACCUUUUCACUCCUCUCUAUUUUUUCACAGCAAAAACCCACUCUGGCUUUAACUGCUCCUUUAACAGAUUUUUUUCAGCAUUUCUUUCUGACAAAGUUUCUCCGUUAUAGGCCACCAGGAUGCGUUCUGUGACCUGCCUGCUCUUGUUGGGAACCUGCAUCCUAGUGUUGGGGCCUGCGGUGAAGGGAGUCCUGAGCCAGUGCCCGGAGCAUUGCCACUGCCAUGGAGACCUCCAACAUAUCAUCUGUGACAACGUGGGGCUCAAGAAGAUCCCUCAGGUUUCAGAGGCCACCCGUCUGAUGAACCUGCAAAGGAACAACCUGGGCAGCAUACCCACAGGGGCCUUCAGCACAAGCAAAGGACUCAUUUCGCUGCACAUGCAGCAUUGCCAGUUGCGAGAGAUUGAAUCCCAGGCAUUCAAAGGACUGAAGAAGCUUGUCUACCUCUACCUGUCCAACAACAAGAUAAGCAGCAUCAAGUCUGGUGCUUUUGAGGAUCUUACCGAGUUAACCUACCUCUACCUGGAUGGAAACCAGAUCACUGAGCUGUCUAAGGGAAUAUUCUCCCCCUUAAUCAACCUCUUUGUUCUGCAGCUUAAUGAUAACAGGCUGCGUGAACUGCGGCCAGGCACCUUUGCAGGCACCAAGGACCUGCGGUGGCUGCACCUGAGUGGGAAUGAGCUGACAACACUGCAUCCAGGGUCCCUAGACGAUGUAGAGAAUCUAGCUCUAUUUCACCUAGACAACAACAAGCUGUCCACCUAUCCUACUGCAGCCAUGAGCAAACUGCGAGUGGUGGAGGAGCUCAUGCUAGGGAGGAACCCCAUGAAGACCAUCCCAGACAAUGCUUUUCAGAGUUUUGGACGUUACAUGGAGAAACUACACCUGGACAACAUGGGUUUGGAGAGGUUCUCUGCAGGUGCAUUUAAUGGUGUAAAAGCAAUGACGGUUCUUCACCUGCAUAACAACAAGCUCAAGUCCCUUCCCAGUGCUAUGCAGUUAGACACCAUCACCAACAUGACCCUUUUCAACAACAGCUGGAGCUGCUCAUGCCAGCUGGCUCCACUGCGCAAGUGGAUGGACUCGCAGCAAGAUGAAACAGAUGUUAUUUGUGCCUCACCUCCUUCACAGAAGGGGAUAAAAGUUAGAGAUAGCACUGUUUUCAAGACGUGCGAGACCAAGGAAGAACAAAAGCCAAAGACAAAGACAAAGGCAAAGAGAAAAGACAAAGGACAAAAGACAAGGAAAGGCAAGGCUGGCCGACGUCAUUGAGCCUUCAGCCAUGCAGGGCUCUCUCCCUCUGCAGGAAGCACAGAAAAGAAGUCUCUCAAGAUGACCAGCGAUGCUUACUGACCUGCUUUGGGACUGUUGUAAAGAAAAAGCUUCAUGCAUUAUGGUUCAUACAAACACAUAUGCUUUUCUUUUAUCAUUUAUAUCAAAGACUGAAUAAUAAAAUGGAAGCAGCUAUGAAGUAAGUGUGAGACAACCAGAAAAGAAAAAGUAAUUCACAACAAAAAGGGAAGAUGUUGAUUUUUCCUUACACAUUUAACUCAUUUCUAUUACCGCUGAGGGGACCUUAGUAUUCAUCUAUCACCCUUUAAACUGUAACCCAACCUAAACAUCUAACAUCUAAAUGCAAUGCCUUACCAAAAAUACGCAUAGUGCCCAAUUGUUUUAACGUUUGAUCAUGUUGCAACCUCAAAUCUCAAUGUUCUUUGAGAUUUUAUGCCACACUCCAACACCAAAAAGGUUCAUAAUUAGGGAGAGGAGGAAGAAGGAUGCAACGUUUUUAUUUAUUCUACAAAUAAAUAUCUAAAAAGGCAUAGUAGUAGCAUAAUAUAGGUCAGAUAGGAUGGAGAGAAUCUGUGAUUGUUUUAUUUUUAUGUAUUGCCACAGAUUCUUGAUUGGAUUUUGCUCUUUGAUUGGGCCGUUUUGAAAUGUCCUAGCUUCAUCUUUUCAUCAAAGGAUAAAAUUUUUCAACAAUAACAUAUCAACAGAACAUCUAAAUUGGAGCAGAAUAAAAGUAUUCAUCUUACUGUAGAUAAAUAUAUAGUAUAUUAAUACUUGUUUUAUAAAUUUUGAUAGGUAUAAAAACAUUUGCUUCUGUUUACUAAGCCAGCGUUGACACUAAAGGAUUGUGACCCACAAAGUGAAGUCACAUUAGAUGGAGCUCAGUCAGGCGUUUCCAGAGGCUUCUUCAUGAUAGAGCUGAGAAACGGGUUCUUCUCAGAUUUACAUUUCCCAAAUUCAAGUAAAAAAAA
Messenger RNA from Cyprinodon tularosa, 2315 nucleotides. It is a transcript of the gene chad, whose product is annotated as chondroadherin. The transcript has 4 exons. Gene Ontology annotation, cellular component: extracellular matrix. Gene Ontology annotation, molecular function: protein binding. The record is from RefSeq and is a predicted model, not a curated record. The coding region runs from base 175 to 1326 and encodes 383 amino acids. NCBI's taxonomy places the organism in Eukaryota, Metazoa, Chordata, Actinopteri, Cyprinodontiformes, Cyprinodontidae.